Messenger RNA from Aspergillus glaucus CBS 516.65, 958 nucleotides. Its product is annotated as putative small nuclear ribonucleoprotein (LSM7). NCBI's taxonomy places the organism in Eukaryota, Fungi, Ascomycota, Eurotiomycetes, Eurotiales, Aspergillaceae. Gene Ontology annotation, biological process: mRNA splicing, via spliceosome; nuclear-transcribed mRNA catabolic process. Gene Ontology annotation, molecular function: RNA binding. The record is from RefSeq and is a predicted model, not a curated record. Gene Ontology annotation, cellular component: U12-type spliceosomal complex; catalytic step 2 spliceosome; U2-type prespliceosome. The transcript is spliced from 3 exons. The coding region runs from base 51 to 458 and encodes 135 amino acids.
ACGCAUACCCUUAAUACCAACAACCAACUCUAUUGACUCCGGUCUCCAACAUGUCCGAAAGAGGCUCGUUCCGAGGUGGUGGUGGUCGUGGCCGCGGCGGAGGUUAUGCCCGGGGCGGUCAGCGCGGUGGCGGUGCAGGUGGCGGUGCAGGCCAGCCACACCAGCAACAGCAGGAGAGGCCCAAGAAGGAGAAUAUCCUUGAUUUGUCCAAGUAUAUGGACAAGGAGGUCAAGGUGAAGUUUAGCGGUGGUCGUGAGGUGACGGGAACGCUCAAAGGCUACGACCAGCUUAUGAACCUGGUCUUGGAUGAUGUUAAGGAGUCGAUGCGCGAUGACGAAGGCAACGAGACUACUCGUGCCCUUGGGUUGAUCGUGGCCCGUGGCACUUUGAUCGUGCUGAUUUCGCCCGCCGAUGGUAGCGAGGAAAUUGCCAAUCCUUUUGCCCAGCAAGAGGAGUAAACAUCUGCUCUUCUUUUAUAAUUUUUCCCUCAAGCUAGGAACCGGUUCUUCCGGCGUUCUUCCCCCUGUUCAACCCGCAAGACAAGGAGCGGUAGCAAUCAUCAUAGCCGGGGUAAUGAUUGGCUGCUACCUGCGUCCAUCUAUUACAGAAUAUCCUUUAUGCCAUAGCUGGCAGUUCUACGCCAAUAAUGAUCAUACGGAACGAUUGAAAACGAGACACGUCCUCCCUCAUGUCUGUUGUGUUGGUUGUGUAACAUAAUAGAGCGCAAUCUUAUCUAUGAUUGAACGGAAUAAGAAAUGCAAAACAUCACUUCCCUUAUAUGCAUAUGCAUAUCUGACAUACUGAUGUACAUUAAUUUUAUGCCGUUUCUACUCACAAUUGCAUCAUUUAAAGUCGCCAUUUGCCGUUUCGUCAUCGCGUGUUCGCUUCGGGAUACCAAUACGAGUACGAGAUUGCGAUAUGGGUUGAUAAGUAUAAAUGAUGCUCUCGCUGACUGGCU